AUGGCGACGAUUGCCCUUCCGAGACCCAUUGCCCCGCACCGCCCAACGUCGACGGUGGGAUCCGUCCCAACCAUAUCGCUCGAGUCCAUUGGCACUGCUCAAGUGCCCGUACCAAACAAGCAUCUUCCAGUUUGUCCUCCAGGUCCUGUUCCCGCCGAGGAGCCAAAUACUCCUCCUCCAUCACCUCCUCGCGACGACGAUUUGAUUCAGCAGACUUCGUUGUUGUCCCCCCCCGACAAGUUCUCCAAAUUCGAGUCGGGCCCGGCCACCGUAUAUACCGUAGGCCCCGCCGAUGUGGCUGCCGCUGUCGACUAUAUCUCUCGUCAGCCCUUGCCGGACCCAAACCAAGUCUUCCCAUGGUUUCAUGGUCUCCAUCCUCACAAUCACAUCCAGCAGGCUUUUUUCAUCGCCCGCCACCGUUCACUCCGCAAAACACCUACAUGUGUUCGAGGGGUCACGCUCGUCAAAGCGGACGGUGAUCUGAGCGUCGCCCGCCUCAAAGGUGCUAUAGCCCCACAGGAGCUCAUCAACCUGGCCGCCGCCGCCCCCGAAUUUCUCGAUGUCGACCCUCGCGAUGGCUUUUGUGUGAGGAACUUCCAGAUUCAGGCUGCAAAAGCUGCCAUGGUUUCGGACAUUGUUGUUUAUGGUCAGGAUGAGACGGCUGUUCGCAAAGUGAGCCUCGAUAUUGCAACGGCACAGCUUCGAUGGCGGCAGAGGCACGAAGCUCAGGGUCACUCUGUUCCGGACUACAAUACGUUCAUGUGUUGUUCGCCAUUCAACAACUUUGAGAACAACCACAAGGAGAUUGUUGCUGUCGACGCUCAGGGCCAUUUGACUGGCAAUGUCCUCGACGUUUUCCACCAAGAGCGGAAGGAGAUGUAUGACAUGACCAGAGCAUCGGAAAUAUCCCACAAUGUUUGGCUCGGUCCAACACCAGAACCUUCCUCAGGGGAGGACCAACAGUUCGAUGUUUUGAUCGAAUGUAGUGAUGUCGGUCGGCUUAACCCUUCAGCACUGCGGGCCUUGGCUGAGUCUCGCGUUGAGCCUGCUCAGAGGCCCUACAUUGACUUCCCCUCCUCUGGAAGCAUCUUACCACCUACAUGGUCACAAGCCGAAGCCGAUGGCAUUUUGGAAACCUGCAAGUGGAUUUAUCACUUAGCCCAUGGCACGCUCCCAGCUACAAACAGCACCGAUAUCGAUAGGGAUGGCGACACCGAUAUGAACGGUCAGGCAUUGUCGCCUGUUAAUAGGAGAGAGAGAAAAAUUCUCAUCCACUGUGCCGAUGGAUACACCGAAUCUACCAUGCUCGGAAUCGCAUACUUCAGCUACAGCACUGGCAGGGGCAUUCCUGAUGCUUGGCUGGACUUGCAUACCAUCAAGAAGCGGAAUUUCUUUGCCUAUCCUACUGACGUUGCUCUUCUUACCUGUAUCGAGGCCCGGUUGCUACAUGAGUCGCCCGUUCACUCAGGUAAGGGCCUCGGCGAAAUCACAUCGCUGAUCAAGGAGCCAGCAUGGCUUCCCGGUCUAGAUGGAUCAUUGCCUAGCAGAGUUCUUGAGUAUAUGUACCUCGGUAACCUAUGUCACGCGAACAACCCCGACCUCUUGAGGGCGAUGGGGAUAACUCAAAUUUUGAGUGUUGGCGAGACUUCGAUGUGGAGGGAAGGCGAGCUGGAGCAGUGGGGUCCAGAAAACGUCUGCAUUGUACAAGGAGUGCAGGAUAACGGAAUUGAUCCUUUGACGGAUGAAUUCGAGAGAUGCCUCGAUUUUAUUGAGCGUGGCCGGCGCAACGGAACAGCCACGUUGGUACAUUGCCGCGUUGGAGUAUCGCGCAGUGCAACCAUCUGCAUCGCCGAAGUAAUGCGAUCGUUAAGUCUGUCAUUUCCCCGAGCAUAUUGCUUCGUCCGAGCCCGCAGGCUCAAUGUCAUUAUUCAACCCCACCUCCGUUUCGCGUACGAGCUUCUCAAAUGGGAAGAGCUCAACCAGUCGAAGAAAAAGGGCUCAUCUAGGGUGAAGCGGGAACUUGAAUGGGGCGAAAUCGCCAGGGAGAUCGCUCUGAUGAACCGUCCUUACGCCAGGUAA
Colletotrichum lupini is the source of this 2079-nucleotide messenger RNA. RefSeq names its product dual specificity phosphatase. Gene Ontology annotation, biological process: nuclear DNA replication; protein dephosphorylation. The coding region runs from base 1 to 2079 and encodes 692 amino acids. The transcript is spliced from 2 exons. NCBI's taxonomy places the organism in Eukaryota, Fungi, Ascomycota, Sordariomycetes, Glomerellales, Glomerellaceae. The record is from RefSeq and is a predicted model, not a curated record. Gene Ontology annotation, molecular function: protein tyrosine/serine/threonine phosphatase activity.